Cebus imitator (Panamanian white-faced capuchin) is the source of this 526-nucleotide messenger RNA. RefSeq names its product leucine-rich repeat-containing protein 51-like. Gene Ontology annotation, molecular function: protein binding. The transcript is spliced from 2 exons. Lineage: Eukaryota; Metazoa; Chordata; Mammalia; Primates; Cebidae. The record is from RefSeq and is a predicted model, not a curated record. Bases 37 to 441 code for a protein of 134 amino acids.
AAAAAGGUAAAUAAACAUUGGUUAGAAUCAUACAGUAUGGCUGUGGAGGGCAGGUUGUUCCCCAUAUUGUUCCUUUUCUGCCCGCCAGUCAGGUCUGAGCAUAGAAUCAGGGUCCUGUCUAGCCUGGCUUUUGGUUCCCUUCCCCAACAGGUCCUAACAACUUUCUUCAACCUGAGUGUCCUCUAUCUUCACGGCAACAGCAUCCAGCGCCUGGGGGAAGUGAAUAAGCUGGCUGUCCUUCCUCGGCUCCGGAGCCUGACACUCCAUGGGAACCCCAUGGAGGAAGAGAAGGGGUAUAGGCAGUAUGUGCUGUGCACCCUGCCCCAUAUCACCACAUUCGACUUUAGUGGGGUCACCAAAGCAGACCGCACCACAGCUGAAGUCUGGAAACGCAUGAACAUCAAGCCCAAGAAGGCCCGGAUCAAGCAGAACAUACUCUGAGGCUCCGAGGACCCUAGUAGUCCUAAAGGCCUGAGGACAGACAGCAUGGUUUGACAAUAAAUGAUUUGAGCUGUUGAGCAGGCAA